AUGUGCAUUUCCUAUAUCUAUCUAUCUAUCUAUCUAUCUAUCUAUCUAUCUAUCUAUCUAUCUAUCUAUCAUAACUACCUCUUUAAUCUUUUGUCCCAAACAAUGACGGGUAUAUCUACUAGUAGCAUUAUAAAUCCACAAUAUCCACCUUGUUUAAGCAUUCCACGAAGUCAUUCGACCGAAUACAGUCGGCCAUGUGUUGUCAGCCUGGGUGAUCAAUCCCCAGACGAGGUGGAGAGUGCAUUCGGGGGCACAACAGAUAAAAACCCGGACCGUAACCGCAAAAGCCGAACCAUUACCGUGGUGGACCUGCAUGCUUACCCCACGUAUCAUCGCCACGGCAGUCGGUGCAGCGUCACAUCCACCAGCAGUAGCAGUAGCAGUGACAGUACGAGCAGCAGCAUUUCCCAAAGCAGCAGCAGUAGUAAUAACGGUCGCGGUUAUCGCUGUGCCACCAUGAACUCUUUGAAAAAAUCUAUGAGCAGUUACGAGAAAGAGACCAAUUAUGACUUGCUUGAAAAACAAAUGUCCUCUCCGGGACCAAAUGGUUGUUGUCACAAAGGAGGCGUUAAAAUAAGAAAGGAUAAAUGGACAUCCCGGUUUAAGGAGUUCAAAUAUCCGUCACUAAAGAUGGACAACCCAAAAGACAAACAUAAAUUAUGGGGAUGUUUAGUUGUACUAGGUAGCUUUAUUACGCACUUAAUUAUAGGUGGACUAGAACGAUCAAAUGGAGUUAUUUACCUAAAAUUAGUCGAAGAAUUCGAGAGGAGUGCAGUAGACACAGCUUGGGUUGUCUCCCUUAGUUCUACAGCGAGGUUGUUAUUGGUGACUGAAUUGCUGUCUACAUACAUACGUAUCUAUCUAUCUAUCUAUCUAUCUAUCUAUCUAUCUAAAUCUGUUCAUAUCUAUCUAGUUAUUUUCCACGCAAAGCUUAGAUUCUGUUCAUAUCUAUUCUCUAUCUAUCUAUCUAUCUAUCUAUCUAUCUAUCUAUCUAUCUAUCUUCAUCUCUAUCUAUCUAUCUAUCUAUCAUCUAUCUAUCUAUCUAUCUAUCUAAGUCUGUUGAUUAUCUAUCUAUCUAUCUAUCUAUCUAUCUAUCUAUCUAUCUAUCUAUCUAUCUAUCUAUCUAAGUCUGUUGAUUAUCUAUCUAUCUAUCUAUCUAUCUAUCUAUCUAUCUAUCUAAUCUGUUUAUAUCUAUCUAUCUAUCUAUCUAUCUAUCUAUCUAAAUUUGUUCAUAUCUAUCUAUCUAUCUAUCUAUCUAUCUAUCUAUCUAUCUAUCUAAGUUUGUUCAUAUCUAUCUAUCUAUCUAUCUAUCUAUCUAUCUAUCUAUCUAUCUAUCUCUAA
Messenger RNA from Acanthosepion pharaonis, 1341 nucleotides. The record is from the annotation of a GenBank genome assembly. NCBI's taxonomy places the organism in Eukaryota, Metazoa, Mollusca, Cephalopoda, Sepiida, Sepiidae.